Molecule: messenger RNA, 3139 nt
Organism: Spodoptera frugiperda (fall armyworm)
Lineage: Eukaryota; Metazoa; Arthropoda; Insecta; Lepidoptera; Noctuidae
Product: microsomal triglyceride transfer protein large subunit
Biological process (GO): lipid transport; lipoprotein metabolic process
Cellular component (GO): endoplasmic reticulum; Golgi apparatus; basolateral plasma membrane
Source: RefSeq, a predicted model, not a curated record
ACAAUGACAUUACCUCUCCUCGUAUACCGCUCGUUAGCCGUUAUGAAGUUUGAGAGUUCGAUACACGAUAACGACGAGAGAGUUUAUCGAGUGCCAGCCUGACAUGUUCGUACAGGAAGUUCAUGGACAGCGCGGAAAAUAAGUGGCGACCACAUCGAGCAAUGGGGGCCGGCGUGUGGUGCGCGGUGGCGUGGUGCGCGCUGGCGGGGCUGGCGGCGCUGCCGGGGCUGGCGGGGCUGCAGCCCGCGCGGCCGUGGGGCGCGCUGGGCGCGGCGGCCGCCUUCCGGCUGGAGACCACGCUGCAGCUCAACGACGCGGCGCGCGCCAGCAAGGAAGUCGGCUACAAGCUGCGCGCGCGCCUGCUCCUGCGCCCGCGCUGGGCGCGCGACACGUCCGAGUAUUUGUUGGAGUUCCAGUUGCUCUCUCCGAAGCUGUACCUCAGAGGCAAGCACGUGAAUGCAGACUUCAUGCCGUACGACUCGGAGUGGGACUCUGUCGGGGACACUACUUUCUAUGCGCACUGGAGCCACGGAUUGAUUAAAGAAGUUUAUUUGAAUCCUGAAGAGUCGACAGAUGUGGCCAAUUACCAGAAAGCAGUACUUAGUCUGUUUCAGUUUCAAAUGUUGAGCGGGGAACAUAAUGAGACAGACGUGUCAGGCUCGUGCGAUGUGCUGUAUGAAACUGUUUCUGCAGAUGUGUUCAGGAAAAUAAAGAGACGCUGUGUGGGAGACGAGGAGGCUGGAGUAGUCAGUGCACGGCGACUGGCUCGCUACUCCUUGAGUGGGCAGCGACUGCAGGCUCUGCAUGCCGAGGAGUUGCUGGCCGUGGGCCACGCACAGCUCGGGCUCAAGCUUCGCUCGUGGCACUCGCUGCAGGCAGACGACGGUGGCUUGGCCGCUGCGGUCCCCGCGGCGCCCGACCUGGCCGCGGCGCUGGCGCAGCUGCCGGCCGGGCUGCGCCCCGAGCCACUGAGCCUGCGCCCGCCGCACGAUGACGCCGACGAGGACGAGGUCGAGGACCUGGGCGCCCUCGUGCAGCGCUGGGCGGGGGCGCUGGCGGACGACGCGGCGGGCGCGGGCGGGGGCGUGGAGGGGGCGCGCGCCGCGCUGCAGCUACUGCCGGCCUUGCGGCGCGCGCCCCGCGCCGCGCUGCAGGCGCUGCUGCGCGCGCACGGCGAGCUGCCGGGGCUGCUGCGCCUGCUGGGGCUGGCGGGCACGCGCGCGGCCGUGGCGGCCGCGGCGGCCGAGCUGCAGCUGGGCGCGCGCGACGCGCCGCUGGAGCCGGCGCGCGUGUUCCUGGCCGCCUUCGCCGGCGCCGACGACCCCGAGGACGGCGCCGUGCUGGACGUGCUGCGGCUGGCGGACGAGGCGCGGCCCGCCGAGCUGGCCGCCGCCGCGCUGCUGGCCGCCGCCGCCGCCGCGCCGCCCCGCCCCGCCGUCCGCGACGCCGCGCUGCGCGGCCUGGCGCGCUGCCAGGACGCCGCCUGCCGCGCGCCGCGCCUGCUGGCGCUGGCCAACCUGCGCGCCGCGCCGCCCGACGUCUUGCUGCAGCACGCCGAGCGCGCCGACGCCGCCGCGCCCGCCGCGCUGGCCGCGCUGCGCGCCGCCGACGCCGCGCUGGCCGGCCCGCAGCUGGAGCGCCUGGAGCGCCUGGCGCUGCGCCGCGACGUGGAGCUGGACGUGCGCGCCGCCGCGCUGGAGCUGCUGCUGCGCCGCAUGCCGGCGCGCCCGCUGGCGGCGCACGUGCUGCGCGAGCUGUACGCCGAGCGCGGCGCGGCCGGACACGAGCUGCGCCGCGUGCUGUGGGGGCUGGUGGCCGAGCUGCCGGCGCUGCGCGGGCUGCCGAAGCUGCUGCACCCCGAGUUGCGCGGCUGGGACGCGGCGGCGCCGGCCGGCAGCAGCUCGGUACUGGCGCGCGAGCCGGGCUGGGCCUGCGGCGGCUGGCGCGCCGAGCUGCAGGCGCUGCAGGUGGCGGCCGCCGGCCUGCUGCGGCGCGGCGCGGUGCGGCUGCAGGCGCUGGACCCCGCCAACCGCACGCACGACGUGCUCUCGGUGGAGGUGUGGACCCGCGGCCUCGAGGCGUUCGGUGGCGGCGCGGACGCGGACGCGGGCGCGGGAGGAGCCGGCCGCCGGCCUGGCGCUGAGCGUGGGCGGCGCGCGCCUGCCCGACGUGCAGCUGUUCCGCGGCCAGGCCGAGCUGCUGGGCCACGUGUGGGCGGCCACGGCCAGCACGCCCACGCCCGUGCUGCGCGCGCUGCGGGCGCGGUGGCGCGCGGGCCGCGUGGCGCUGCAGGCCGGCCUGUGGGCGCGCGCGCGGGGGCGCGGCGGGCGCGCUGGCGCUGGACGCGCACGCCACGCUGUCGCUGUGGUCGCGCAGCGCGCGCGCCCAGCUGGCGCUGCGGGCGGCGGCGGCGGGCGAGGCGCGGCUGGCGGCGCGCGGCUGGGCGCGGCUGGCGGGCGCGGCGCGCCUGGAGCUGGCGCCGCGGCUGGCGGUGGGCGCGGACGUGGACUUCUACUCGGCCGUGGCCACGUGCGUGCGCGCGCGCUCGGCGCCGCUGGCCGUGCGGCGCCGCAGCGUGCUGCGCGCGCAGUGGGCGGGGGCGCGGGUGCGCGCCUGCUGGUGCGGCGGGGGCGCGCGGAGCUGACGCGCCUGCCGGGGCGCACGCUGGCGCUGGGCCGCCCCAACGACGUGACGUGCCGCACGCUGCUGGCGGCCGACGAGGACGAGGCCGAGGCGGACGGCGAGGCCGAAGCGGAGGACGACGAAGCGCCGCUCGCCCCUCUCUGAUCCGACCCCACGAUCUGAUUCCCACGCCAAAGACUCGCUUCGUUCCGCAGCGAGCGACUUAGAAUUAAGAGAACAAUACUCUAUCGAAUCACUUAGUUUCGUAAAAUACUUGUCACCACAACAUUAGCUAUACAAGAGUUUUGGUGAUGACAGUUGCUGCUGUAUAACUUAUAAUGCUUUGCAUAAUUACCUCGUUUCGGUAAUUGACUGCAAUUAUAGUUUAGCAAAGCGUGUAAUAUAUCUACAGAGUAUGCAUUUAUAUUAUAUUAUAAUAUAUUUAUACUGACUGCAUUUUAAUAAAGAUCUGAGAAAUAACAUAAUUAAGAAAUAAAACUUAUUCUUAUAAAGGGAA